Molecule: messenger RNA, 11889 nt
Organism: Caenorhabditis auriculariae
Lineage: Eukaryota; Metazoa; Nematoda; Chromadorea; Rhabditida; Rhabditidae
Source: the annotation of a GenBank genome assembly
AUGGUUGGAAAGAAAAACCCUAUCAUAGGCAGAAAUUUCGAUCUGUCGCCUGGCGUGCUGCGAUUUUCCACUGCUCGACUUCGAUUAAAACGAGGACAAAAAACUCCUAUUAAAAAAGUGGAGAAACAGGUAGUACUUUUUUUUUUACUACUGACGUUUUUUUAUUCGAGGCCAAGAGUCAUUCAGCUAGCGUUUGUUAUUUGAGUGCUGUGGUAUCUCGUAAAUAAAUUUACUUAUUAUGCAAAUAGGGCUUGCAUUUGCUCCCCUAUUUCACCUCAGAGUUAUACAAUCGUUUCAUAUUAAGAAAAAAUUUCAUCUUCAUCUCUGCGCACAUGUACUUAUAUUUAUGCAGAUUUACAGACGGAGAAGCUUUUGCCUCUCCAAAGAACCGGCAAGAAGUUCGAACUCGGGCAUGCACAGAAAAGAUCAGGUGGCAAAGCCAUUGCUCCUGGAACUGUUCUGAUUAUCCUUGCUGGUCGUCAUAAGGGCAAGCGCGUUGUCUUCCUCAAGACUCUACCCUCUGGUCUUCUACUUGUUACAGGCUAGUUUUUAUUUUGGAAUUAGACGCGCCAGUAAGAGACAAAUUAUUAUUUCUUGAUAACUUUGUAUAAUUAUGGCGCAAAAUAGUAGAGAAGAUGUGUUACUUUCCAUUUCCUCCUUUGUUUUGGCGAGUGUCAAACUCUUCCCACAGUUUUUUUGAAUCAUAUAAAUUUGGUUUUUUUAUCUUCGAUUAAUUUAGGCCCGCACAGACUCAAUGGAUGUCCGCUGCGAAGAAUAGCGUCAGCUUUUGUCAUCAGAACUUCUUUGAAGCUUGAUAUUUCUGGCGUUAAUGUUCCUGACCACUUGACAGAUGAUUACUUCAAAAGAAAGUCUCUCGAAUCCAAGAAAGGAAAUAACAUCUUUGCGUCUGGAGUUUCUCAAUACAAGGUAAUUUUUUAAUCCCGUGUUCAAAGUAAUUUCCGCGAAAUGCAAAAUGCUCUCUGACUCGCCAAAAUUGAGUUAUCUUUUUCUUUCUCUGGCGACUAUUUUUAACUUCGCGAAAUCACUUCUUUGAACACAAAGGCAGAUAAUUUUGCAUUUGAAAAUUAGGUGGUAUGAAAAAAAAGCCAGCGAAUUUUCAAACGGCGACUUUUCCGUUUAACAAUAAAUGUUGCUUUCGAAAUGAUUCUUCGUAUCGAAUUUUUCCAAAAAAAAAAGUUCUUUUCAGGUUUCUGAGCAAAGGAAAAACGACACCAAGGCUGUUGAUGGAGCUGUCCUUGCUGCUAUCAAGAAGCACGCUGACCGUAAACAUUUGUUGGGAUACUUGAGUACGUUGUUCUCUCUCAGCAAAAACCAAUACCCGCACAACCUUGUUUUCUAAUUUUAUUGUUACUGAAUGAAUUAUUGAAUGUACAUUUUUUGCGUUGUAUUUCCGCAGGUAAAGGCCACAAUUGAUCUCUGGUUGAAUUAUUUCACUUUCACAGCUUCAUGAAAAAAGGAUUUCACCUACAACAAAGUUUUCUUGAGUUUCUGAUGAUUAUAAGAUAAACUGAAAUAUAUUGCAGUUGAUCUUAGACUUAUCAAAUGACGAAAAAUACUAUAGAAUUCAGUUGAAAAUUUUCACAUAUGUAAAUUCAUGAAAAAAAGUUGUAUAAGCGCUGACUGAAAAGUUGAAUGCGACGGAAAGUGAUGAGAGAAAGAGAAGACAUGACUGGCCGAAAUUUGUAUAAGUUUGUAGUUUCAACUAUUUCAGGAAGUAAGUAAAAGUUGGAUUUUUUUAUCUUUUUUCAGUGACUCGAUUUUUUUGAAAGAACUUUUUUUCGGCGAGUAGCUUUGCGGAAAUCAACAUCUCUAAUUCCGUGAUUCAUUUUGUUCUCACUCUGACUGCCGUUUUUAUUUUGAGGAAUUAUUUCGAGCACUGCACAAAAUAACGUCAUUCAAAGGUGUACUUUGAGAUCGUCAGAAAGUCGAAAAGAUAAUGAAAAUUGGGGAGUCAUAGAUUUUUAUAACUUCCCAGAAAUUAUUUUCAACGUGGGUUUAAAUAAAAAAUAGUUUGACCAAGGAGUUGGAAAAUAUUUGAUGAAUUUCUCCAUCGCCGUUCAAAGUCGCGCAGAUCAGGCACCUCAAAUAGUCGGCCAGAUCCGCCUCUGUCUAGGCUCUCCGACCGCGCUGUGUGCUUUUGUUACACACCGGCUGGCUCUCGUGAGAGCCACCGUCCUCGGGGUACUCCAGAGGCAUCCAGCAUAUUCCAGAACAUUGCAAAAUAAUAGUCCGCCUUGAGCUUGUAAGUAUAUAUUGACUCUCUUUAUCUCGAAAGGUAUAACUCUGAACUCUUUUUUAUGGUUAUAGUAAUCUUUUAUGAAAAUCUGCUGUUUUAGAAUAUGAAUGAACUAGUUUUAAUUAUUUUUCGCUUCAUACUGCUCCAGAUCAACUUGAGGGAACCUUCUUUGAGGACAUCACCCAUUUAGAUCUUGUGUUAUUUACUUUUCCAAUGUCUUAACAGUAGUUCCUCCUCAUUUUCUUAACUCAUAUCGUCCUGAAUUCAACUACUUAAACUUUCUUUUCUUCGUUCAUACAUUUUUUUUUAAAAUUUUAGUAUAGUUUUCUGAUGAGUGCUGAUUUUUCUCUGAAGGCCAGUCGAAAAUUAAAUUGCUUUCAGGUAAUGGGAGCAGAACCAGAACCCCAGGUGACUCCCGAUAAAUUGCGCGAUCAGGGAAAUGAAGCCGUUCGUGCUGGGGAGUACGCUCAGGCCGACGAAUUGUUAGUUUCGUUGCGAAAACUGAAAAAAUCUUCUUAAACGCUUUUCAGGUACACCGAAGCGUUGCAGUUGACAACGGAGGAUCAGAAGGAGAUCCGGUCGGUAUUGUACCGCAACAGGGCCCUUGCAAGGCUGAAAAGGGAAGAUUUCCAAGGCGCCGAGACGGACGCCACGAAAGGUUGGUUUUUUUUCGGUUAAAGACUUCUUUUCGAGAAUAUCUGUUUUUACGAAUGCUUCAGAAAAUUGAAACUUAAAACUCCGAAUUUUGAAAAGCUUUAAUAGUAUAAUAGGGCCUUUUCAUAAUUUUGCGAAAAUCAUUUCUCAAUAUUGUUAAUUUUUUUUUCCAAUGAGUUAUUUCGUUUUCUAAAUUUUCUUAUUUUUUUUUGUCCUGACAGGCAUUCUUACUCCGUUUCAAUUUUUGCUCCGAUCUGAUCGAAAUUAAAACUUUUAAUCACAGGCUCAUCGAAAAAAAAGUCAAUGAAUGCGAAACUCUCGAAUAAAUUCCUUACUAUUGUUGAAGUUAUUUUUUGAUUGCACAAUUCUUCAUUCAGCGAAUGUUAGGUUGAAUUUUCAAAUCUUCAAUCGUUUAAAUUUUUAGAUUCGUAGAUUUUUAAAUUCAUUCCGCUGUCCAUAAACGCAUAUGAAGCAGAGAAACUCAAACAUUCUAUAGAAAAAUACUAUUUCAUACCAUGAUAUAUUAGAGAACAUUGGAAACCGUGAUUUUUUUGUGAGAAAACUGUUACUGUCUUUGAAUACUAUUAUUUGGGUGGGCGGUCAGAAAAGAGCGUUAUGAUGGGGUUCAUUCUGCUAAUAUAUAAUGUAAAUAUUAAAGUAUUUCCCAAUCGAAAAUAUGAUUCAUGACCAAGUUCUAGGCUGAGAAUAAAUUUCCUCUUGAAUCUUUGUUUAAGAUGGAAUCAUGAGAAUAACACCGAUUUCUUAGCAGCCAUGCUAAAGCUAUUCGUUAGAACGUACAUUCAGCUCUCGAGUACGAUGGAGCAGACACGAAGGCUCUUUUCCGACGAGCCUUGGCCAGGGAAAAGCUCGACAUCGUCGGUCCCGCCUUCCAAGACGCCAAGGAAGCUCUCCGAUUGUCGCCCAAUGACAAGUGAAUUUCAUGAAUCUAGCCUUUUUUUUUUCAAAGUAGGAUCGACUUUAGCUCUGUAGGAAUCUCCGAAUGUUCGGUAGUUCUAAAAAAGGCUUUGCUUUCCGAAACUCGUUUAACCUAUGCGAAUUUAGAAGGUUAAAAGCUCCAUUCAACUUCCGCUUCUUUGAAAGAAGUUGUUAGUGAAUUUUAGCAGGCUUCAUAUAAUUACAUUUUUGCUGAUAUUGGGGAUCAAAUAACCUGGAAGAAAUCAAAACUUUUCAAAACUUCAAUAUUAAGAUUUUCUGACAUGCAAGACAGUUGAAAAGUAGUGAAUCACGCUUAUAAGGCUAAACAUAUAGGCUGAUUUAGUUUAUAUUUCAUUUUUUUCAAUUGAUGGCACCUAAAAAAAUUAAUUUGAUUCUUGAGAAUAUAGAACUUUAAAAAUGUAGUCAUUCUUUAUUCUGUCUCAAAACUCCUCUCGACUUCAGAGCCAUUGUCGAAGCUCUACAGCGUCUCGUCAAGGCCAAUAAUGACAAAAUCAAGCACGCCACGUCUCUCGCCAACAAAGUAUGUCGAAGAAAGAGUCUUUUAGAGUGUUUUUUUUUCUAGCAAGAUUUAUAAAAAUUUCUUGCUCAAACGAAUUCUGUUUCUCUAGGUAUCCGACAUGGAAAAGCUCGCGUUCCGAGGAGAGGCCAAGGAUUCGGAGCAGAAAUUGACGGUUUUUGAGGAAUUGCUUUAUCAUGAAAUUCUUCGUCUUUCAGGCGUUGAACAACUUGUUGGUGUUGUGCAGAGACUCUGAAUCCGGUGCCACCAGCGUCUGGAACAAGGUAUUGUUGUUGAUUGAAGAAUUUUCUAACGUUUCUGUAUUCCAAAUUCAGUGAAACAUUCCGAGUUCAGUGAACCUUCUAAUAUCCAGGAGUAAAAGUAUGGCUUUUUCAGGGAGCCCUCGUUCCGUUCAUUUUGAAGCUGAUCGGAGACGAAUCCGAGUCUUCUGAAGUCGCCGUCACAGCGACAAGAGUUCUCGAUGAAACUCUCAAGAAUCAUUCCCGUGUUAGUGAAUUUUCCCGUGGUAAAAUAAUAGAGAAAGAAGGAAAUUUACAAAAUUUAAAUGAUUUUUUUUUUCUGCUGGUAGGGCUAAACAAACAUAUCUUAAAUCAAACUCAUGGCUAGGGUUUUUUUUCAUUAAAUUCUUUGGAACGAAAUCUUCUAUCAAUUAUUCGAAGUGAACUUUGCUUCUAGGUAGUUGCGAAAAAAUAAAUGGAAAGUUCGAAAGUUGAAAAAAUAAGUCAAGAAAGGAUCUUCCGCUCUACUUUGUUGAAAAGUUUUGGGUUUACCCGAGAUUUAUUUCAAACUUCAGGGCAUCAUCUGCAAAAUAAAUAUGGUUUAAAGUCUUACUUCAUCUCAAAUUUUCAUAUAUUGUCACUUUUAUGAAAAUUCCUUACAAAUUUUAAAACUUUGGUAUCCAAAAUCACUCUUUGAUGAUUAAUAAACAGAGAAAUUUUACUCCAAUUCAAUCUUCUUGGAUAAAUUUUAUUGUAACUUUCCAUAGUUUCUAUUAGAAUUUCGAUUUUUUAAGUGUUUGUCGUUCUUGGCAAUGCACGACGCCGACGGAAUCAAAUCGGUUCGAUUCGUUUGCCGUUUGAUGACCAAACGAACGGAUAAGGUUUGGUUUGCGUCUUUCGGCUUGGCUUCAGAUGAAAAUAUUGUUCUCAGGAGUUUGUCGACGCCGCGGGGUUGAUCAUCCAAAGAACUUUCAACGCUCUGGCUAAGAUGGAUCGCCAGAAGGAAAUGAAGCCUGAUCCGGAAGUCGCCGAAGGUUGAAUUUCCAAUGAGAAUAAGGAUUGACAAUGAUUAGGUACAAAAUAAUUCUCCUUGUGAAGAAAGAGCCGUGGAUCAGAGAGUUAGGAAAUAAGUUGAGUUAGAAAUCGAACAAAUAUCAAAACUCUUCAAGGUUGAGACUGUAUAAUCUGCUUUUAAAAUUCAUCUUCGGCACGUUCUUGAGAUUUUUUUUUAACACUUAGCUGGUUAUAAGGUCUAAGAAGGUCUGAUGAUUCUGAAAUUAGCGAUUUUCUAAAACCUUUGAUCCGUUUUCUCAUUCAAGAAAUUCAAAAGCGAUUUUUUUUCCUUUUUAUGGAAAUCUCCUUAUAAUUAAAAAAAAAUCUGACAAAACAAUAGCAGAAAUGAAGAAAAAAGCUCUUAUGUUUCAUUUUUUAGCCAGAGCUGCAUUAGCUCGAAAAAAACUGAAAAAAACUUUUUAUUUCAGAGGUAAAAAAAGACAAAAAAACAAAAAAACAAAACUUUAGCAAACAAACUUUGGAUUGUUCGCGUUCUCCUUGAGCUGCAGGAAAUGCUCGUAGAUCCGAAAAUCAAUCCUACGGUUCGUUUUAUUUAAUCAUAUAUUUUUAGCUGAAGAAGCUUGUUUCAUGCUUCAAUUUUCUACCCAUAUCUUUAUUUUUUCAGGUUCGUGAAACGGUCAUCGAUUUGUUGUCGAAGAAUCUGAUGCACAUGGAUGGCGGAAUCCCUCGUGGAUGGUCUUGGAAGUUCGUCGAAGAUCGAGGUUUUACCACAUGUUUAUUAGUUCCUACCUAUUCUUAUGUUUAGGUCUUUUGGCUCUCUUGGAUGUCGCCGGACAGAUUCCAGAGCAGUGUGAAUAUCCAGUAAGAAGAGAAGAGAAAAAUAUGAAAUGUUUGAAAAACUUCUCCAGGUAUCCCACGAAACGCGGCAACAUGUGGCGAUUUGCCUGCAGAAAUUGGACGAAGACAUGGUUUUCGAUACGAAAAGAACCAUUUUCCGCGAACGUGUUGACAUGUUUUUCAAGUUGGUCUUGAGAUUAAAAUUUUACCUUUUUUUCAGUAAAAAGUUUUUGAAAAAAAUUAGUUUAAAAACGAUUUUUGCACCAGCAAAAAAAGUAGUCAAAAAAAGAUAAUUGAAGCUGGCUCGAUCUAUUCAGGAAAAUUUGAGAGAAAGCUUUUCAAAGUUGCUUUAGAAAAUUGGAAAAGUAAAGCCAAGUAAAAAAAUAAUGUUUUAAAUGUAUAAUUAAAAGUUUAAACUCGAAAUCAUGAUUUGAAAAGGCUUUUAAAAAGAAAAAGGCGAAAAAGGAAGAGCGAAAGAGUAGCAUUAUCCUGAAGAGUCGCCAGAGAACGAGAGUGAUGCUGAUUUUCUGGCGUUUCUUCAGGUUGGCGUGUAUCUCUUCUUACCCUCUUCGAAGAGAUCCCGAAUGAAAAUAUAUUCAAAAACGGAGACAAAGAGCGAAAUUUGCAGCGCUUUGAUGGCUCGUGCGAGCGACGACGAACCUGGACGAAAAAUCAGAGUCAAACUUGGCUCUUUCCUCAUUACAAUGCUUCAAGUUGGCACUGAACUUUGAGCUUGAAAAGAGUUUCAAAAUAAUUUAGGGGCCCGUGGACAUUGGCUUGAGUUUGGUUACGAAUGAUCCGAUCACGGCUCUCAUGAUGCAAAUGGCUUCAUCCGAUGAUAAACUGAUGCAGGUCUGAGUUUUCCUUCUUAGUUUUGAUGUUGAUUUUCUUCUCAUUCCAUUAAAAAGUUAUUUAUUUUUCAAGAGUGUUGCCGCUGAACUGAUCGUAUGCACAGUGAGCAAGCACGAACGAGCCACGACUAUUCUGAAGGUUUGAAAAACAUACUCGAUUCAUUUUUAUUAAAGUUUAUCUUUUUAGGUUGGCGUGCCGAUUCUCCGGAAGCUUUUCGAAUCCGACGAUGAAAACGUCAAAGUUCGAGCUCUUGUCGUGAGUUUUUUGGCGUGGAAAAAUAUAUAAAUUUUAGGUUUCAUUUGAAAAAGGGUGAUGUUUUUCAUCUUGUUUCAUGUGUAUUUAGAGAAUUAUAUAUGAGCGAGCAUAGAAAAGUUGUCUGAACUCUCCACAUUCACCGCGCUCUUUAAUCGAAUUUAUGCGCGCUUUGAUGUCUUUUUCUCUUGUUUGAUAAUUCGAUAUCGUGACGGUAAAAUGAGAAAAUAUUGAGACAGUAAAAUAAUGAGAGAGAUAAAUAACUCAGCAUUCAUCCCAGGCUGAUAAAAGAAAUAUCGAAUUUUCCUGAAACGAUCUAAGGUUUUCGCGAAAUUUUUUCAGACUGAACUAAUUUGAUUUUAAAUGCAUUCCGCGUUUCAAAAAAUAAGUCAGAUAUCGGAGUUAAAAAAAAGUUUUCUCUUGUAGUUAAGGUUCGUUCAGACAAGUUCGAUGAGUCUUGAAAUAACAUUAAAAAGCUUCUGACGCUAAGACUAUUUUCGAUUUGUUUUUCUUCAACGUCCCAGCAAACGUUUCAAAAUAAAAUAUGUAAUGAUGAAUUCAAUUCUGAAGGGUUUGUGCAAAUGCGGUGCCGCCGGCGGGGACGAUAUUUCGAGGGCGACGAUGAAAGAAGAGGCCGUUCUGAAGUUGGCGAGCACCUGCAAGAAGUUCCUGCUCGACCACAAGAAGUACAGCGUCGACGUCAGGAAGUGAGUCUGAGAAGUCGAAAAUCGGAAAAUGAUAAGGAAAGUGCAGAUUCGCCUGCGAGGGCCUCUCGUACCUUUCGCUCGACGCCGACGUCAAGGAGUGGAUCGUCGAGGAUUCCUUGCUUCUGAAGGCGCUUCUGCUUCUUGCCCAGAAGGCCGGAUCCCUUUGCGUGUUCGUUCUUGCUUUUCACAGAGGAAGAGCAAAAAGUGGUGGUGUCAGAAUUCGAUGAAACUUCGUAUAGGAGUAUCUUCGAACAUGUUGAUUCGAUAACAAGGGCGACUUUUGCGUUUCAUUUUGGCUAGCAUAAUUCAAAAAUUAGCACAAAAAAUGAGCUUCACUUUUUCUCACUACGUAUUUUUUAGACCUAGACUUUUCAGGUAUACCUUGGCUUCAAUCUAUGUAAAUUUGACGAACGCCUACGAAAAACCAAAAGUCGACGAGGAAAUGGUCAAAUUGGCACAGGUGGAUUUUUUUCUUUCAAAUGCGGUGGUGGAAUAGAACAUUUGAUAAAGACAUAAAGAAAAAGAGAAAUAUUGCAGUUCGCCAAGCACCACGUGCCAGAAGUUCAUCCCAAAGAUACAGACGAGUUCGUGGAAAAGAGAAUUCGAGCCCUGGUCGACGAAGGUUCCCAAAUCCUUCUUUUCUCACAGAAAUUUUUCCAAAAUAAUGUUCAGGAGCUGUGUCAGCGUGUGUAGCUGUGAGCAAGACCGACAGCAAAAACGCUCUUGAGCUCAUCGCUAGGUUAUUUGAGCUCUUUCCAGCGGAAUUCACUGAGAAUAUUGUUUUCAGAGCCCUUCUGGCCUUCUCCGAGUUCGAAGACAUUCGCGGGAAAAUUAUCAGCGAAGGAGGCUCGAAAUUGUGCCUGAGAUUGACGAAAGAAGCCACGCCAGAAGGCAAAAUCAAGGUUUGAAUGAAAAAAUGUUCAAAUUGUUGAAGACUUUCUAAAAUUUUUAACAGCUUUAUUUAAAUCAUUUACAGUCUUAGAUCUAGAAAUUUUUUUAUUGGUGAUUGAUUUAUCACAGUCAAUAUUCUCAAAUGUAUCUGAGAAAGAAAUAAUUUUUCUAAUCGUGGUAAAUGCAAAAUUAUAAAUUUUGAAUGGUUUUUAAAAUCUGAAGAGUUAUUUGAUUAUGAAUCAAAAAAGUAGACUUCUUACGGUUUCUGAUGAUUUUUUUGAAUAUUAGAAUUUUUUCUAGACAACCUUAUUCACAACUAACUCUUUACCUGAUAAAAAAAUUUGAGAAAAACUUAAGUUUUAAGAUGAAAAUGAUUUGAAACGAGGUCUGAAAAAUUACCAAAUCAAACUUUUUUUAGGCCGCCCACACUUUGGCAAAACUUGGAUCCAAGGCGAAUCCAGAAAUCGCGUUCCCCGGCCAACGUUCCUAUGAGGUUCGAAAGAGAGGGAAGAAAGUACCUAAUGUUUAUUUCCAUUCGAGGUUGUCAAACCUUUGGUCGAACUCCUCCAUCCGGAUAUCGACGGCAAAGCAAAUUACGACGCAUUGCUCACGUUAACCAAUUUGGUUCGUUCGAAAAAGGAGAAAGUGAUAUUAUGCUUGAAUAAAUUGGACGAUUUGAAAGUUUUUCUUUGGAACAAAAAACCGUUGGAAUUUAAAGUUUUGCCUUGUUUUCGAAAAAAGCGUCUUAUUUUAAAUAAAAAAAAGUUGCAGAGAAAAGCCAUUUUUUUGGAAUAUUCCUUCUGAAAUUCACUUUUUAGGCAAGCGUGAGUGACUCGAUCCGCCAAAGAAUCCUCAAAGAGAAGUCCAUUCCGAAGAUUGAAGAGUUUUGGUAGGUUUUUGUCUUUUUGAGGCAACAAGUGAAUAUUCAAUUGAAGGUUCAUGACUGAUCAUCCGCAUUUGCGAGCUGCAGCAUCUGAACUUUUGCUCAACCUUCUCUUUUCCGACUCCUUCUUCCAAGAGACUGUUAAGGUUGUUUUUUAGAAUAAUCUCACGUCUUUGGUGAAGAAACUCCUUGAGAAAUUAUGUUGAUUUUUUUGUAAUUAACAUAAAAAAAUGAACUGAGAGUAGGGCUUUUGCGAAACGGACAAUGUUUAAUUGUGAAAAAAUUAGGUGUGAAAUAACAUAUGAAUUAAUUCUAAAGCUUUUUUUACCAUUUUCUAAUACUUUUUCCUCUGCAGGUGCUAUUUUUUUCAUUUAAUAUAUGAAGAUUGGAAUAAGAAAAUGAAAAAAAUCAGAGGCGAAUGAUAAGCUGAUUUUUUUUUAUUUCUUUGUCAAUUUUACUGAAACAUAAAUUUACAAGGUUGUGCUGAACUAGUGCUCUUUUUAACGAGUUUCUGAAAAGUUUUGAAAAAGUAUAUUCAAUAGAUGUUUUUUUUUCUUGUUGAAAAGGGUGUUUCCAGAAAGGAACGGACCGACUGAAGCUGUGGGUUCUGUACGCGGCGGAGGCGGAAGACGAGCGGCUGUCGAGGGCGGCUUCUGCCGCGUUCGCCGUCCUCAGCGAAGACGAGAGCGUCGGCCAGCGAAUCCUCGACGAAAUCCAGUCCUGGCCGCAAGUCUUCAAGGACAUCGCCAUGCACGAGGACGUCGAGGCACGAGAAUUUUAAACAGAAUAAAGUCCAGAUUUCUAGUGACAAAUUUAGUGACGUCAUCCAAAAAUGCUCUCUGGAGUGCUUGCUUUUUGAUUGGUUGAACGCAGUACUAGGGGCGGAGCUUCAGUGAUGAAUUGAUUUUCAAAACCUGAGCAGACUAUAAAAGGUCUUAACAUUGGUUCAGAAUGAUCCCUAUGUUUUCUUUCCAACUGCGAGAAAGAAAAAGCUAAAAAAAGAGGUAUUCCGGAAGAUAAAGUUCACCAUGGCUCUUUUAAAGUUUUGAAACUUACCAGAAAUGGAACUUCUGAAUGAGGCUAGGUAGUUUUUUUUUUUUUUGAGCUGAUUCUGGCCUCAAAAGUCGCCUAGGUAUUCAGUAAAAGGUUCGAGCCCAUUUUGGAAUGGUAGUUGGCCACAGACAAACCAGUAGUUUUGAUUUUACAACUUUUCGAGCAAAGAAAUAAGUUUUUCAAAAAAUCAAACGGAUAAUUUCCUAAACUGAAAUUUUGAUGGGCAUAUAUAGAUUCAAUAUGGAACCUAGCUUUUUGAAAAACGAUUGUAGAGUCUAAAUUCAAAAAAAUACACUUUCAAAUUCAUUUCAUUAGUUUCAAGUUUUUACCGCUUGACUUUUUCCAUGAGAUGCAUGACAACACCCUCAAUCGCAAAAAAAAAAAAAAAAAUCUCUUGAACAUUUUUCGUAAUUGUGUAAAAAGGAUAUAAUAGGGCAUAUUUAGACUCAAAAACGCGGUCUGAUCGGUAUCACUCGAGUGAUGGAAAGCAGUGAAAAGUGUUGUGCCGAAGUUGUUGCCGUGAGUUCAAAAAAACUAGGAUUCUGUGGUAAAAUGAAGAUUUUCAGUCAGAAGUCUUCCGAGUUUUGGUCGCGAUUACCAAACUUGGAGGAAUCAAUAACGAAAGGAAAGGUGCCACUGAAGAGGUUUGAAACACUGAAAAACAUGAUAAAAAUCCUUCCAAAAUCAAAUUUCAGGCCAAAAAAGCUUUGGCGGCUGCUGAAAAGUUUGGUUUGAUCAAGGCGACUGACCGUGAGCUCUACGAAAGAGCCAAUAAUAUGUCCACAAUCGAGGAAUAA